Cataglyphis hispanica is the source of this 1540-nucleotide messenger RNA. RefSeq lists its product as uncharacterized. NCBI's taxonomy places the organism in Eukaryota, Metazoa, Arthropoda, Insecta, Hymenoptera, Formicidae. Bases 348 to 1331 code for a protein of 327 amino acids. The transcript is spliced from 4 exons. The record is from RefSeq and is a predicted model, not a curated record. Gene Ontology annotation, molecular function: ADP-ribose diphosphatase activity; NAD binding; NADH pyrophosphatase activity.
GACGUCAAAAUAUUUUUUUUUCUCGCACGAGUUCCCCUUUGACAUUAUUUUUAACCUCACCUAUCUCAUUUAUGACGUGAUUAAUAUUAAUAUUUCAUAAUAUGUGCGAAUACAUAUGUCAUUCGUUAUAAUCUUCAAUAUCGAAUCAAUGAUGUUAAUAAAUUUUCGUCCCGUAAUUCUUGGCAACAGAAAAGAAACAAAUUUUACCAUAAAUCCAUGAAAAAAAUUGGAUAAAAGUCCUAUUAUCAGCGAACACCAACGCAAAUAACGAUGAGGAACAAUGAGAAAAAUUGUUUACGUGUGUUGCUUAACUGUUAUUGCAAUCGUAUCGUUAUCAAUCUACAAGUAUGAGAUUGCUCUAUACUCGCUUGACACUUGAGACUCGAUUGUGUCUGAUGAAAAGGACGUCAAUCGCGAUAUUAUUUCACGUUACGAAAACAUUCAAAGGACGAUCGUCAAAGAACACGAUCGUUUUUUUUCCUGGAUCUCGAUACAGCACGCAUCACGGACGAUUGGACGUAUCGAAAAUCGCAAUGGCCAAACAAAUUUUUAAAGGUUGUGAUGAUCAAUACAACGGUAUCACGAUCGAUUCGAUCGAGGAGGCUUGCGACAGUAAAAUAUUCGCUGAGCGCCUCAAAGAUUCUCUAGAGCAAUGGACUAAGGAUAAAAAACGCACUAUAUGGUUUCGCGUACAUAUACCAAACACAGAAUGGAUUCCAAUAUUAACAGGACAGGGAUUUACCUUUCAUCAUGCAAAAGAAGGAUAUGUCAUGCUAUAUCGUUGGCUGCCCAACGAUGAAGUGUGCAAUAUUCCAAAAUAUGCUCAUACAUUCUUAGGUGUUGGUGCAUUUGUAUUCAAUAAAGAUACUAAUGAAGUUCUUGUUAUUAAAGAGAAAUAUGCUCCCAAUAGAGCCUGGAAGCUUCCAGGUGGUUAUGUAGAGCCAGGAGAAAACAUUGAAGUAGCGGCUAAAAGAGAAGUUUUUGAAGAAACGGGAAUUCAGACAGACUUCAAGUGUCUUGUAUGUUUUAGACAUGGACAUGAUUACUUAUUUGGAUGCUCGGAUAUAUACAUGAUUGCAUAUCUAAUUCCUCAGGAUUUUCAGAUUCAAAAAUGUAAAUGGGAAAUUUUAGAAUGCAAUUGGAUGAAGUUGACUGAAUUCAUGCAGCAUCCAGAAGUACAUGCAAAUAAUAAAUAUCUAAUGAAAAAAAUCAUAGACUUUUUGCAGCAUGAAAUGGGCAUGGUUGCAAAUUAUGAGGUACACCCUAUUACCAAAAAGCAGAUAUGUGUGUAUGGUAUAGAAAACACAGAUGUUGGAACAUUUAUAGAAUAAAUCAUUUCUUAUACAGGAAAGAGGGAUAUAUUUAUAUAUAUAAAAUGAAAUAGAAAUGUUAAUAACAAUGAUGCAUAUAAAGAAGUAUUGUAUACUGCCAUAUGCAAACGUACAAAAUAAUAAUUUUAGAUAACAGCUAAAUAAUAUUGUUGUAUAUAAUAUUGUUAUAAAUAAUGUUAUAAAUUAAUGACGAGAUUUUUUUCAUUAAU